AUAUAGUAAAGGUGAACCAACGAUGAUUCCACAAGUUGAACACUCGUCUCCAUCUCUAUUUCGUCUUCAUUCAUUCUUUCUACUAUUUCGAUAUACUUAUUUAUUUCCCUUUCCUUUCUUUCAGAUAAUAUAUAUUAAUUAAUUAAUUGUUAUUAGCAAUAAUAAUAUAUGAAUCCCCCAAAGAUGCUGUCUGAAACCACAUCCACUGCAUUCUUGUCGAGCCUAUUAAACUAACUAUUACCCAAAAACCAUUCUUGUUCUUGUUACAUAAGAGACCAUAAUCUUUGUGGGUUUGUUUUCUUGUUCAAGGUGUUUCAACUUAGCUACAACAACAUUAAUCUUGUUGUGAAUUGUCAUGGCUCUCAAUCUGUCUUCUCCAGCUGAACUCAAGUCUGUAUUUUUCACUGACCCUCUCAAGUCUAAUCGCCUCACACCUAAAUUCUCAGGUGGUCUUGCUUUGAAAAGAAAAGAGAAUGGAAGAAGAGUUUAUUGUUCAGUGCAGUCAUCAUCAGGAUCAGGACCACCACCAGCUUGGCCAGGAAGAGCAAUCCCAGAACUAGCUAAAAAGACUUGGGAAGGCCCAAAACCCAUUUCCAUUGUGGGUUGUACUGGUUCAAUUGGAACUCAGACACUAGAUAUUGUCGCGGAGAAUCCAGAAAAAUUUAGAGUUGUCGCACUUGCAGCUGGUUCAAACAUUACUCUUCUUGUAGAUCAGGUUAAAAGAUUUAAGCCACAACUUGUUGCUGUUAGAAACGAGUCUCUAAUUGCUGAACUUCAAGAGGCUUUGAAAGACGUUGAACAAAAACCGGAGAUCAUUCCUGGAGAGCAAGGAAUCAUUGAGGUUGCACGUCACCCAGAUGCAGUCACUGUAGUCACGGGAAUAGUCGGCUGUGCAGGACUAAAGCCAACAGUUGCGGCCAUAGAAGCUGGAAAAGACAUAGCUUUGGCCAAUAAAGAGACACUGAUUGCUGGAGGUCCUUUUGUCCUUCCUCUUGCUCGGAAGCAUAACGUGAAAAUACUUCCUGCUGAUUCCGAACAUUCUGCCAUUUUUCAGUGUAUCCAGGGAUUGCCAGAGGGUGCACUUAGGAGAGUUAUUCUAACUGCAUCUGGAGGUUCUUUUAGGGACUGGCCUGUUGAGAAACUGAAAGAUGUUAAAGUUGCCGAUGCAUUAAAACAUCCCAACUGGAGUAUGGGGAAAAAGAUAACUGUGGACUCUGCUACACUUUUUAACAAGGGUCUAGAAGUGAUUGAAGCACAUUACUUAUUUGGAGCUGAUUAUGAUGAUAUUGAUAUUGUCAUUCAUCCACAAUCAAUCAUACAUUCAAUGAUUGAAACACAGGAUUCAUCUGUUCUUGCACAAUUGGGGUGGCCUGAUAUGCGUUUGCCAAUCCUUUAUACAUUAUCAUGGCCUGACAGAGUUUAUUGUUCUGAAAUCACUUGGCCUCGGCUUGAUCUUUGCAAGCUUGGUUCACUUACUUUUAAAGCUCCUGACAACGUUAAGUAUCCAUCGAUGAAUCUUGCCUAUGCUGCUGGACGCUCUGGAGGCACCAUGACAGGAGUUCUUAGUGCAGCAAAUGAGAAAGCUGUAGAAAUGUUUAUUGAUGAAAAGAUUAGCUAUUUGGAUAUUUUCAAGGUUGUCGAGCUAACAUGUCAGAAGCAUCAAGAUGAAUUGUUGACCUCACCUUCCCUUGAAGAAAUUAUUCACUAUGACUUGUGGGCACGCGAAUAUGCUGCUAGUUUGCAAAGCUCUUCGAGCUUCAGUACUCCUGUUCUAGCAUGAGACUGAUCACUGAUUUAAGAAUCGGUGGUUGUGGCUGAUUCGUACCAGCUGGCUAGUGUUAGCAUAUUUCUCCAUAUUUUCUUUCGGCAUUGAACAAUUGUAUACAAUGUAGCAUGAUGCAUUCCUCAGAAUUUGAAAGAGAAAAGGGUUAUUAUUAAUGGAAUGCUUAUCUUACAAUACAA
This is a messenger RNA of Trifolium pratense (red clover), 1962 nucleotides long. Its product is annotated as 1-deoxy-D-xylulose 5-phosphate reductoisomerase, chloroplastic. The record is from RefSeq and is a predicted model, not a curated record. Bases 356 to 1780 code for a protein of 474 amino acids. Gene Ontology annotation, molecular function: manganese ion binding; NADPH binding; protein binding. Gene Ontology annotation, biological process: isoprenoid biosynthetic process. Lineage: Eukaryota; Viridiplantae; Streptophyta; Magnoliopsida; Fabales; Fabaceae. The transcript is spliced from 12 exons.